AUGAAAUUUUCAAUAUCGCUUAGUUUCCUGGCUGUAUGCCUUAUGGCAUUUGCGGUCAAUGUUAACGCUAAACAUGUGAGAUAUUAUCAUGAUGGUUAUGAGUUCAGGGGAACAGAAGUUCCUACCGAUGCCACUGAGACCACUGAUGUACCAGAAACCACAGAACCUGUUGAAACUACAGAAGUUCCUGAUCACCGUCCACCGCACCACAAACCACCCCAUCAUGGUCCUCCACAUCAUAAACCUCCCCACCAUGGUCCCCCAAACCAUGGUCCUCCAAAUCAAGGACCUCCAAAUCACCAUGAACCCGGUAACAAUGCUCCUGGCCACCAUGUUCCCGACCAAUUGAAUAUUAAAGAAAUUGAUAGCUUUGUUGAACAUUUAAUGGAUACCGUGGGUCAAAUAAUUGAAUCAGUGAUCGAUGCAGUGCACUCUGGAAAACCUCUAGAAAUUCAAGAUGGAGAACACCACUAUAGACCUCAUCCACAUUUCCCUCACGACAACAAACAUGAGGGAUCUGGCGAAGAUAAUCACAGGGAUCCACAUGAGGGAUCUGAACAUCACCACGAGGAUCAUGAGGGAUCUGAAGAAGAUAAUCACGAGCAACAUCCCGACAAGGAAGAUCGUCCUGAAAAAGAUAAUCACGGACAUCACCACGAGGAUCAUGAAGGACCCGAGAAUGAUGGCCAUGGUCCAGAACAACCCAACCACAAAGACGAAAAACCUGUAGGAGAUAAUCACGAUCCAGAACACGAAGACCACGAGCAUUCACAUGAGGGAUCUGAAGAAGAUAAUCACGAGCAACAUCCCGACAAGGAUGAUCGUCCUGCGAAAGAUAAUCACGGACAUCACCACGAGGAUCAUGAAGGACCAGAGAAUGAUGGCCAUGGUCUAGAACAACCUAACCACAAAUAUGAAAAACCUAUAGUAGAUAAUCACGAUCCAGAACACGAAGACCACGAGCAUUCACAUGAGGGAUCUGAAGAAGAUAGUCACGAACAUCCCCACGAGGAUCAUGAAGGACCCGUGGAAGAUGGUCAUGGUCCAGAAGAACCCAACCACCAACACGAAAAACCUGUUGACGACAAUUACAAACCAGAACACCACAAACAUGAAGAGGCCGAAGAAAGUAAUCACAAACCAAAACAACCCAACCAUCAACACGACAAACCUGAAGAAGAUAACCACGGUCCAGAAGAACCCAACCACAAACCCGAAGAACCUAAGGAGGAUAAUCAUAAACAAGAACAACCCAACCACCAACACGAAAAACCUGAAAAAGAUAGCCACGACCCAGAACCACCCAAACACAAAAAACCUGAAGAAGAAGAUAACCAUGACCCAAAACAACCCAACAAUAAACAUGAAGAGCCUAAGGAGGAUAAUCAUGAUCCAGAACAACCCGACCAUAAACACGAGGGGUCCGAGGAGGAUAAUCACAUUCCUGAACAUCCAAAGGAAUCGGAUGAAAAUAAACAUGAUAAUCUCAUUCCAGAACAUCCCAAAGACAAGGAAACACAUUAA
Molecule: messenger RNA, 1524 nt
Organism: Musca vetustissima
Lineage: Eukaryota; Metazoa; Arthropoda; Insecta; Diptera; Muscidae
Product: histidine-rich glycoprotein-like
Exons: 3
Coding region: 1-1524 (507 amino acids)
Source: RefSeq, a predicted model, not a curated record